AACACUCUCUCUCUCUCUCUCUCUCUCUGGCCCCCUUUUUCUUUCUUUCCACAGAGUUCUUAUCUCGCCGCACUCCUUCAAUGGCUUCCUCUCUCCCUCUCUCUCUCCUCCUCCAAAUCUCAUGCAUUUCCCUCCUAUUGGCUCUGCUAAUCUCACCCGCCGCACAAGCAGCCACCUGCACCUCACCGACAUUCAAAAACAACAAGGUCUACUCCAACUGCAACGACCUCCCCGCCCUCAACUCCUACCUCCACUGGACGUACAACCGCUCCAACUCCUCCCUCUCCAUUGCCUUCGUCGCCGCCCCCGCCAAGACCGGCGGCUGGGUCGCUUGGGCCAUCAACCCCACAGCCGAAAAAAUGGCCGGGUCUCAGGCCCUACUGGCCCACCUAACGACCGACGGCACCCCGGUCGUCAAAACCUACAACAUCAGCUCCUACAGCUCCAUCAUUCCAGGAAAUCUCUCGUUCGACGUCUGGGACAUCAGCGCCGAGUUCUCCAACAGCACCUACAUGAUCUUCGCCACCGUCAAGGUCCCAGAAAACAAGGAGUCCGUCAACCAGGUCUGGCAGGUGGGCCCCGGAGUCAACACCACCACUGGUUUCCCUGAAAAGCAUGACUUUGCCCCCGCCAAUCUCAGGUCCUAUGGCCUCUUGAACUUGGUAGCUAAUGCCACCACUAACUCCACUACCAAUACCACCUGUGGGGCUUUGAGGCCUAGGUGUGGAGGAAACAUGGGCUUGUUUUCCGUUUUGUUUUCGGUUGGUAGAGCUCUCGCAACGGUUGGUGGAGCUCUCGCUGAAUUUCUAAAUUUGGUAAGCUUAGUUUUAUUUUUUUACUCUUUUUACUCUUCUCGUGCUUAAUAUUAACGUGAUUGAAAUCAUUGAGGUUGAUUGUAUCGAUCGAAGAAGAGACGGAGGUUUCAGGCCUUUCGCACUUAUUUAGGUGGAAGAAUAUUUGUUAUUAUAUUCCAUGAUAUUAUGAAUCCCACUUUGAUUGAAA
Messenger RNA from Pyrus x bretschneideri (Chinese white pear), 1002 nucleotides. Its product is annotated as auxin-induced in root cultures protein 12-like. The record is from RefSeq and is a predicted model, not a curated record. Lineage: Eukaryota; Viridiplantae; Streptophyta; Magnoliopsida; Rosales; Rosaceae. The transcript has a single exon. Bases 81 to 863 code for a protein of 260 amino acids.